AUGACAGAAGAAAUUAAAGAUUCUAUUGAUGAGGAGAAGCAAUCACCUUUGAUUAAAUCAAUUGGUAGAGAGACAAUGGAAAAAGCCAUCGCUGCUUUCCCACAAAGUAAACUUAAUAGAACAAGUAGGCAUGCACCUUUCCUUAGGAUUCCCCAACGAAAUGCACGAUCAGAUUCAGAAGUCAGUGUAGCAGUUGUAGAAAAACUACGUACACUACGUACAAAAUUUACAGAACGUACUGAAUUAAUCAAAGCUAAACAUGUUGAAAAAGUGGAAAUCAGUGAAAGUGAAUCCGAUGAAAAAGAAACUUGUACAGACCCAACAAAAUCCGAUGAAAAAGAACUUCAGCUGGAUGGCGAAUUCAAAAUGGCCGAAAUUCCUGAAGAAAAACCAGCUGGAUGGUGGAAAAGAUAUCCUAAUCGAAAAUUAAUCAUACGUCAACCUUUAUGUUUAGCAUGUAUACCAUCAAAUAGAAAAUAUUUUAUAUCAAAACCUGAUUUACCAUGUUUCAGUAUACAAAAUCCAGAGGAUACUGCGAAACAACAACAACAGAAGGGAGUUAAAGUGACCAAAACAACUGAACCAGAAACUGAACGAUCUGAAAUUAUUGGUGAAGAAUAUGUUACACUUAAACAAAUAUCAAUUCCAUUACCAGCAUGGUUGAUAGGAUUAAAAGAUGUAUUCGGUGCAACUAUAUCACCAUACAGUAAUAUUUAUUUAUUAUGGUUAGGUAUCUUAUUACUAGCAGUUUUAUACAAUUAUAUUACUAUACCAUUACGUGAAGCAUUCAAUAUUUAUGAUGGUGAAGAGAAUAUGACACUAUGGUAUACACUAAAUUCAUUAAUGGAUAUAUUAUAUCUGUUGGAUAUUGUAAUAUUAAGACCACGUAUAGAAUUUCUUGAUCAUGGUAUCAUUAAAACUGAUUUUAAAUCAUGUGCAUUACAUUAUUUUAAAAGUUUACAAUUUAAAAUUGAUAUUGUAUCAAUCAUACCAUUGGAUUUACUUUCAUUGCUUUAUGAAAAAGAUAUGGCACGUUUUCGUGUUUUACGUUUGGUCAAGUUAAAUGCAUUUUGGGAAGCAUUUGAAAAAUUAGAUCAACGUUUAAAUGCUGGUUAUGCUGUACGACUUGCACGAACUAUCAUAUACAUGAUUUAUAUUAUACAUUUAGAAACAUGCGGUUAUUAUGCAUUUAAUCGAUGGCAAGGUCUUGGCGAAACAUCAUGGACAAUUCAACCAGGUCCUAUUUCACCGUAA
Molecule: messenger RNA, 1254 nt
Organism: Schistosoma turkestanicum
Lineage: Eukaryota; Metazoa; Platyhelminthes; Trematoda; Strigeidida; Schistosomatidae
Source: the annotation of a GenBank genome assembly